Messenger RNA from Vanessa tameamea, 1455 nucleotides. RefSeq names its product cuticle protein-like. The record is from RefSeq and is a predicted model, not a curated record. Gene Ontology annotation, cellular component: extracellular matrix. Lineage: Eukaryota; Metazoa; Arthropoda; Insecta; Lepidoptera; Nymphalidae. The transcript is spliced from 4 exons. The coding region runs from base 27 to 1304 and encodes 425 amino acids.
AGUUGCACACAUCAUACAAAGCAAUCAUGUUCACCAAAGUACUCUCUUUGAGCGCUGUGUUGGCGGUGGCUGCGGCUGGACUCUUAGCUGAGCCUCACUACUCCUCAGCUGCUGCUGUCUCAUCACAAAGCAUUGUGCGUCACGACCAGCCCCACGCUGUGGCUGCUAAGAUCGUGGCUGCCGCUCCCGUAGCGUACCACGCUGCACCCGUUGCAUACCACGCUGCACCCGUUGCCUACCAAACUUCCCCUGUUCACUACUCCUCCGCCGCAGCUGUGUCUUCCCAAAGCAUCCAGCGCCACGACCAGCCCCAUGGAGCUGUUGCUGUUGCCCCCGUUACCCACUACGCUGCUGCACCUGUUGCCCACUACGCCACCGCCCCAGUAGCCCACUACGCUGCUGCACCUGUAGCUCACUACGCUGCUGCACCAGUAGCUCACUACGCUGCUGCACCUGUAGCUCACUACGCUGCUGCACCAGUAGCUCACUACGCUGCUGCCCACGAGGAGGAAUACGCUCACCCCAAAUACGACUUCUCAUACUCCGUAGCUGAUGGUCACACCGGUGACAACAAGUCUCAACACGAGAGCCGCGACGGUGACGCCGUGCACGGCGAGUACUCUCUGCUCGAAGCUGACGGCUCUGUGCGCACAGUACAGUACACCGCUGAUGCACACAACGGUUUCAAUGCCGUGGUCAGCAACUCCGCUCCCGCUAAACACGCCGCUCUUGCUCCAGCACAAAGCAUUGUUCGUCACGACCAGCCCCAUGCUGUGGCUGCUAAGAUCGUGGCCGCCGCUCCUGUAGCCUACCACGCUGCACCUGUUGCAUACCAUACUUCCCCCGUGGCCUACCAAUCUUCACCCGUGCACUACUCUUCCGCCGCCGCUGUAUCUUCGCAAAGCAUUCAACGUCAUGAUCAACCUCAUGCCACCGUCGCUGCUGCACCUGUUGCUCACUACGCUGCUGCACCAGUAGCUCACUACGCUGCUGCACCAGUAGCUCACUACGCUGCUGCACCAGUAGCUCACUACGCUGCUGCCCACGAGGAGGAAUACGCUCACCCCAAAUACGACUUCUCAUACUCCGUAGCUGAUGGUCACACCGGCGACAACAAGUCUCAACACGAGAGCCGCGACGGUGACGCCGUGCACGGCGAGUACUCUCUGCUCGAAGCUGAUGGCUCAGUGCGCACAGUUCAGUACACAGCUGACGCACACAACGGUUUCAAUGCCGUGGUCAGCAACUCCGCCCCCGCUAAACACGUUGCUCCAGCUCCAGCACAUAUCCUCGCACACCAUUGAUUUAGUCAUUAAUUAGUUAUUUAUUAUUUAUGUGUCGUUCCAAGUUACCAGUGAUUUUAAUAUAGCAAUCCCAAUUGAGUACUUUGUUUAUUUAAAUCUGAUUUUACCCUUUUUACGCCUAUAUUUAAAUAUACUUAGCGGCAAUCAUUCC